Staurois parvus is the source of this 792-nucleotide messenger RNA. The record is from the annotation of a GenBank genome assembly. Lineage: Eukaryota; Metazoa; Chordata; Amphibia; Anura; Ranidae.
UGUUAUGAUUACACUGAUGGAGCUGUGACUGGAGACCUAUGUGAAGAUCUGUGUGUGACGAAGAAGUUAAUUUAUAAACACUGCCUAUUCUACCACCGAGGGAAAAAGGUCAUACAUGCUGACUGGCAAGGCACAUCAAUCAUUCUGAAGUCUAAAAAUGAUGCAUUUUCUAAAUUCCAGGCUCCUGACUUAUCAAAUGGGCCAGAUCCUCAGAGUAUAUCAGACACUGAUUUGCUUGUGAUGGUAGCUGUGGAAAUCAAAAAUGUUCUGGGUUUGGAUUUACCAAACAAUACUAUAAUGCCUAUUUGGACAGAAAAGAAGAAGAAUCAGAACUGGAAAGUGGAGCUUGCCAGUAUGUGGUCUUUAUUUCAACAAGAAGAGUAUCUGCUCUUUAACUUGUUACAAGACUUUAGUAGACAUGUCUUACAGGUCAUUGGAACUUGCGGCCACUUCUAUGCAGUUGAAUUUCUGAGUGCUGGACACUCUUGGAAACAAAAUCUCUUCUCCUUAGAAGAAGUGGUUGGUCAGUGCAAAACAGGUGAGGAAAAGAUGGACGCUCUCCUUGAUAUUGCCAUCAGUUUCUUAGAUAUGGUCCAUCAGUUUGACACCGAGUUUUCUCAUCGGCUCCACCUUUGUGAUGUCAAACCGGAGAACUUUGCCAUUAGAAGUGAUCUUACUGUAAGUUUACUUUGUUGUUAUAAAAGAAAUCAGAAUAUAGUUAUUUCAUACACACACUCAUCUGAAAUAGUAUUACACAAAAACAUACAUAUUUUAUUGUUGUUUUUUUUAUGA